GAUGUAUUUAAGCGCUUAAAACCUCUAUUAGGGUCGUCCUUGGGACUACUACUGUCUGCAACUAACAAAAAAAGCUCUUUCUUUUCUGGGGCUCUCUCUUUUUCUAAAGCUCUCUCCUCAAUUCUUACCAUUCUUCUGAGUUGUCAGAUGAACACCUCUCUCUCUCUCUUUUCAAAUUCAUCAUCACUUUUUUGCUGUCUUUGAUUGAAAAUCUAUGAUGGGUUUUCUUCUUUUCUUCUUCUUCUUAUAACAGAUCCAUAGUUUGUUUCAAUAUCUACCGUUCUCUGUUCUUGAUAUAUGUACAUAACAGUGGUUUCAUAUCUCUGUUCGCUUAUGAUUUUGUUAAUAAUUAAGAAAAAUCAGCAAUUUUUUUCAUGCUGAUUUAAGAUAUCUCUCUCUUUUGCAUUUUCCUCUGUUUUUUAUUUGAGGAUCUUCUUCUUCUUCUUCUUUUUUCUUUAUCAUAUAUAAAAACGACAUGUCGUACAGAGCUUUGCAGAAAACCAGAUUUGAAACGACAAUCUGGGCAGGAAAGCUUUUACUGCUUUUAGCCGGAAUGGUAUCGACUCUGACAUUGGUAAAGGCGGCAGUGAUCCCUUUCGUCGUUGAUCUGACUCUCUCGACUGUUCCCCAGAUUUGGUUGUCGUUUAAGAGUUGGGUUAUGUCUCCACUUUACAUCUACAUCGUCGUUAAUUUCAUCAUCGUCGCCAUUGCUGCCUCAUCCACCUAUCAACCCAGUAACGACGACAAUAACAAAAAGACCACCGACCACUUAAUUUUUCAUUCCCAAUCCCAACAACAAAAAUCAACUCAGUCUCCAACCAAUACUUUAUCUUUAAUCGAGGAAGAAAAAACGGUUACUGUUGUACCUACUGAGCUACUAUUCCACGGCGACCCAUCACCGGAAAUAAACUCCGGUGACUAUUCCGUUCAAAACCCAACAGUGGAUUGUCAAGAAGAUGAAGCUGAAGAGAAAUCAGUAACGAAUUUAAUCACUAAAGACAGUUCAUUAUUGCUCGGCAACCCAUCGCCGGAGACAAAAUCCGACGACUAUCCCGACGAGAAUAAGAAGGAAGAGGAUAAUAGCUCGCUUGAAGAGACAUGGAAGGCCAUCUCGGCGGGAAGGAAACUGAAGAAGAGUGAGAGUUGGGACGUGGCGCCGCGGCUGGUGAGAGCCGAUGGAGAUGAAAAUGACUAUGGUUUGAAGAAGAUGAACGGUGAGGAUGAUCCGGCGGUUUGGGCACGGCGGGAGAUGAGAAAGUCGGAGACUUUCAGUGAUAGGGUGUCGUUGAGGAGAGAAAAGUCAAUGAGUCAAGAGGAAUUAAACAAGAGAGCCGAAGCUUUCAUUAAAAAAGUCAACAACGAUAUUCGUCUCCAGAGACUCGAAUCUGAACAACGCUUCUUCGACAUGGUCAACCGAGGUCUCUAGCUUUAUUUUCUUUUUCUUUUUUUUGAUUAAAUUAAAUUAAUAAUAUAUUAUGUUAUUAUUAUUAGUAAGGUAAUGAGUUUGUGAGUUUUUUUUUUAGAAAUUUAUAUAUUUUUUUUUUUGAGUUUGUAGUUUUUGUGAGUGGUGGUUACUAAUGUUUAAAUUUGGUUCUCAUUAUUCUGUCUAUGUGUCAAUACUCAAUAGUUGGUGGGAAACUACAAAAUUAAACUACCAAAUUAUAUAUA
Messenger RNA from Cannabis sativa, 1668 nucleotides. RefSeq lists its product as uncharacterized. The transcript has a single exon. NCBI's taxonomy places the organism in Eukaryota, Viridiplantae, Streptophyta, Magnoliopsida, Rosales, Cannabaceae. The record is from RefSeq and is a predicted model, not a curated record. Bases 476 to 1426 code for a protein of 316 amino acids.